Messenger RNA from Tarenaya hassleriana, 2345 nucleotides. RefSeq names its product DNA-damage-repair/toleration protein DRT100. The transcript has a single exon. The coding region runs from base 405 to 2171 and encodes 588 amino acids. The record is from RefSeq and is a predicted model, not a curated record. Gene Ontology annotation, molecular function: protein binding. NCBI's taxonomy places the organism in Eukaryota, Viridiplantae, Streptophyta, Magnoliopsida, Brassicales, Cleomaceae.
UUAAUCCAACGGUCAAAAUUUCUCCAUGUGAAUAUCUUCAAACUUGUGUAAAUGUAAAAAAAAAAGGAAUGAUCUUUUUUUUUUCACCACUGCUAUAAAUAAAGGAAGGAAAAUUUUGGCAGAUCCCCAGCAGAGAAAGACUUGUAAUUCACCAUUCUCAAGACAUUUUUUCAGGGAGAAAAGGAACGACCUUUUCUCUGUCCCUCUUUUUCUUUUUCGUUGGAUCAUCAUAUGCCUUCCUGUCUAAGUGAAGGAACAAUAAUAAAUUAGUUCUUGUCCGUUUUCCUUUAUCCUCAUUCGACCGAACCCCCCAUCCUUCUCAGAUUCCUUGUCUGAAAUUCGCUUUCUUCUUCUGUUGAUUUUUAAGUCAAUUUCGUUAAUCCGAUCAAUACCCACUUCACAAAAUGCAGAUUCUGAGAUGGGUUUUCAAGCUCUUGUUGGUUUCCGCAGUUUUUCAAACUCACUCAGCAUCACAAGCAGAGCCUGUCAUCUGCUCAAGUCAAGACAGAGCAGCACUUCUCGGCUUCAAGUCUAGCAUCUCCAAGGACACUACAGGGAUUCUGUCCUCCUGGAUUGGGAGAGACUGCUGCAAUGGCGAUUGGGAAGGAGUUCAAUGCAAUCAAGCCACUGGAAGAGUCACCAACUUGGUCCUGCAAAGCUCCAUCAGAGAACCUGACCUCUAUAUGAAGGGCACUCUAUCCCCUUCAUUGGGAAAUCUCCGGUUUCUGGAGGUAUUGGUCAUAACUGGAAUGAGGUACAUCACUGGAUCAAUCCCUGAUGGCUUCACCAAUCUGACCCAUCUUACACAGUUGGUCCUCGAAGACAAUUCUCUCGGAGGGAAUGUCCCUUCGAGUUUAGGUCGCCUGCCGUUGUUGCGGACUCUGUCACUUGCUGGUAACCGAUUUGCGGGCCCUGUCCCAGCAAGUUUGGGGAACCUGAGAAGCCUUGUCCUGAUGAACUUGGCAAGAAACUCUCUAUCCGGUCCGAUCCCACCGACCUUCAAGAGCUUCCUCAACCUGCAGUCCCUUGAUCUCAGCUUCAAUUUGUUAUCUGGGCCAAUCCCAGAUUUCAUAGGACAGUUUCGAAAUCUAACGUAUCUUGAUCUUUCCAGCAACAAGCUCUCAGGGCCACUGCCGGUUUCCAUUUACGCAUUAGGGAAGCUGCAGGACUUGUCAUUGGGGCAUAAUGAGUUGAGUGGAUCACUUUCAGACAGAAUCAGCAAUCUGAAGUCACUCACCAGCCUCCACUUGAGUGGAAACAAUUUCGGCGGCCACAUUCCUGCAUCCAUCUCAACAUUGCACAACCUCUGGUCCCUCAAUGUUUCAAGAAAUCAGUUCUCUGAUCCUUUACCAGCUGUUUCUGGCAGGGACUUUCCUUCGUUGUUGUCCAUUGAUUUUUCCUACAACAACCUCAACUUAGGGACAAUUCCAAAUUGGAUAAGGGACAAAUCGCUUUCAGAUGUCAACUUAGCUGGUUGUAAACUGAGAGGAGCCCUCCCAAAGCUGACAAGACCCCAUGCCUUGAUGUCCUUAGACUUGUCAGACAAUUUUCUAACAGGUGAUCUUUCAGCUUUCCUUGCAAACAUGACCAGCUUGCAGAAACUGAAGCUCUCAAAGAACCAACUCAAGUUUGAUCUCUCCAAACUCAAGUUGCCGGAAGGAAUCUCUUCCAUUGAUCUCAGUUCAAAUCAAGUGUCUGGAUCACUUUCAAGCCUGUUAAACAACCAGACAAGCAGCUUUCUGGAAGAGAUUGAUGUCACAAAUAACCAAGUCUCAGGGAGCAUUCCCGAUACCACGGAAGGCUUAAACCUGAGAAUUCUCAACAUAGGGAGCAACAGAAUCGGAGGCCAAAUCCCGAGUUCAAUAUCGAACCUUGUUGAACUCGAGCGAUUAGAUAUCUCGAGAAAUCACAUAACAGGCGGCAUCCCUCCCGGUCUAGGCCAGCUCAUGAAACUCCACUGGCUUGACCUUUCCAUCAAUUCGCUCACAGGAAGAAUCCCUGAUAGCUUAUUGAACAUCAAAUCGCUGAAACAUGCAAGUUUCAGGGCAAACAGAUUGUGCGGAGGGAUCCCUCAAGGAAGGCCAUUCAACAUCUUCCCUGCAGCUGCUUAUCUUCACAACCUUUGCUUGUGCGGAAAACCGUUACCGCCUUGCAGGAAGGCUAUGAAGUGAAGACAAGAGAUGGGUCAGUGUUACGCUGACUCAAACAUAUCAAUAUGAAACAAGAAAUAGAUAAUAGCUUCGGGGUUUUUUACAUGUUCUGUUCUAUUGUUUCAACAUCUACCUGUAUACUCUCUGGUUCCAAUUUUAUUCAUAAUAAAUUAUAUCUUUUCAAGCAGACAUUAA